AUGGCUACCACAACUAUGCAUUUUGGUCCUGAGUGGAUGCGCACAAAGCACCAGCCGCUUCGACCUCAGCAACCCCCUUCUCCGCCCCCAAAUUCACAGAAUACUUUAUCAACCUAUUCGGCCCUCGUCUCCACCGUCCCUGGCGUUGAGAACGACAAGUACGACGACGCUCACCCGUUCCGAUACACCAAGGAGGAGUUAUUACGAAUCUACAAAGAAAGUCCCAAAGGAGGCCUAGGACUCGAGGUCGAGAGAUGGGAGGGCGUCGUCCGCGAGAUUGGUGCUGAACCUAUCGCACUCCGUGAAAUGGGGGAAGCAGAGAAAAAGCUAUUCUCUGGUCCUCUCAAUUCGGAUCUCCGUCGACGUCAAUCCACCGACUAUUUAUCCCCUUUGAAUACUUCGUCUUUGGGCGACCGACCGCGUUUGAACCAUGCACCCAACUCGGCCACCGCCAGUCCACUCAGGGAUCGCUACCCGGCACUGAAACGUCGCGACAGUAAUGCAGAUUCCCCCACCACCACGAUGCCACGCAAACAGUCUCUUUCGUCUUUGCAGGCGCCCAACGCCGGGUCUCGAAGCGCAGCCUUACCUUCGCCUCGUAACCGUCCGGGAUAUCCCAGUUUCGAUGGAGUGCUAAACACAGGGGACUCGUGGAGCUCUCGGCGUCGUGCAUCGGAAGCAUCUCAGACCACCAAACCUGUUGGCAUCGCGCGCGAGCUGAGUGGGGACACGGAAGACAGAGUUCAGCCGAUCCAGGAGGAUGGGGCAGAUGGGCAAAAUGGGACCGCCGGGAGCACCGAAUUACCCAGGGACGGGAAAACGUCACAGCCCAACACCGUCGGGGGACAGAAUGGCCAAGCUUCAAGUGAUGCCGCUCAGCAAAGUACUGCUUCAGCCAAUGUUCCCAACGCGAACGCUGGCUCUCAAGACCUCGCUGCUGUGGAAUGGUCCUAUAAAGAUCCAGCUGGUAAUGUUCAAGGCCCUUUCCGUGCGGAUCUGAUGCAGAAGUGGUUUGACGACGGAUACUUCACCAUGGAUCUCCCUAUGAAGCGUACACAACUGGACACCACUUGGAUGACGUUGGAAGAACUGAUAAAACGUGCGACUGUCCCAGACAAGAUGUUUUUGUGCCCUUUGCUCCCGCCAGGCGGUCCGCCUGGACUUUCACGACGAAACGACUCUCCUUUACAAACGGGCUCUCAAAACGAGCACAAUCCCUUCUCCAAUCCGUACCAACCCGCUCCCAUCCGAAAUCUGCGCAGUUCCACUUUGGACUCGUUGAAUGGAUCCAAUCCUACAGACUCACCGACGUCUUCCCUCGGCCACUUUGGUAACAAUUCUCCUGACUCUCUUGCCUUUGCCAAUCGCGUUAACCACGGGUUCACUGGAGAAGCCAACAACGCAGGCUUUCCAGGCGGGGGCGUUGAUUUGACUCCCCUCCGACAGCGCCAAGUAGCCGACCUAGUUCACGAUUCUCCUCUCCGCCUACAUUCGCCCUCCUACAAUAGCCUCAUCGGUAACCACCACCUUGGAUACGAUGGAUACGGAUAUUCAGGGUUCACACCUGUGCAAAGCUCGCCUUGGGGUACGCCAUCACAACCUUUCUCCAACUACAAUCACAAUGUCGGCUUUGGAACAAGCACUUUCGGUCCUACGUCUGCUUACGGCCUUGGCCACCACAAUCAAGCCAUAGGCAAUCAAGUCAAUCCUCAUUUAUAUGCGAAUCAAGACAUUCUUGGUCAACAGCAACAACUUCAUGGACAAGGCUACUUCGACCCCACACCCAUUGUCAACGGCGUCCUCAAUGAUCCAAAUGACACCUUUGCCACGAACCAACCCGAGCAAUACCAACAAAUCUCACCAGUGGAAGCCAAGGCUGACAGUUUCAGCCCAGAUAUCACAAACGCCAAUCAAGAUAAAGCCAAAUUAGACAGUCCGUCUACGAUUGCCCGUGCCCCCUCUUGGGAUGUCCCCUCUGAUAACACCGCCGCUCGAAGGGCCGGUCCUUUCGACGCUGUCCAACCAACGCCCUUGAACACUACCGUUCCAACCAUUCCAUCUCAAUCCUCUCCUUGGGGCCAGCCUACCAGCGCCAGCUUCCAGGGUCCUGCUCAGGCUAAGGAGGUUUCCCCUUGGGGGGUCCCUUCUCAAGGUCCUAACGAGCCUGCCUGGUCCGAGCCGCAGCAAGCUGCUCCGGAACCGACUGUGGAUCAACAGGGAGCAGUCGAGGAGCGUUCUCCCGUUGAAAGCCGGACUGCCCCUGCGCCUGGUGUCGAAGUGUCAGAGUCCACGCCGGAGCCUGCUGCUCCGUCUCCCACCAAAUCGAAGGGCAGCAAGUCCCCGACCACUGCAUCUACACCUCUCACUGAUGCAGGUGAAAGUACUGAAUCACCCGUCGUUGCUCAACCUCCCAAAGCACCUUGGGCCAAGGCGGACAAGAAGAAGGGCAAGAUGUCCACCACUAUAAGCCUUCGAGAGAUCCAAGAUGCUGAAGCGAAGCUGGCAGAAGCCCGCAAGGAGAAGGAGAAAGAACGUGCUCGACUAGCUGCAGCUGCCGCCGCGACUUCCGGCGAUUCUAAGGAAGACAUCCAACCUUUCACUGCCUCGUGGGGUCUCCCUACUUCACAGGCUGGUUCGCGAUCGACUAUCUUGCCUAAAGAAGUAACCUCUACCACUCCCACUCCCACCCCCGCAGCUGCGCCGGUAUGGACCUCCGUCGCAAAAGCACCCAUUGCAAAGAAGACCAUGAAAGAGAUUCAAGAGGAAGAGGAGAGGCGAAAGAAAGCGGCCGCGAAGGAAGUAUCUGUCGCAGCUGCACCGGUCAAGCGUGGGUAUGCUGAACAAGCAGUGAAGGCUACGCCAACGCAAUCCGCUGCUCCUAGUCCCGGUAAUGCAUGGGUUACCGUUGGCGCUAGCGGUAAACCAUCGACCCCCGUCGGCUCCGCUCCACGUCCAGCUGCUACGGUAAUCUCUUCAGUUCCCGCAGGCACGUCUUCGAUGAAGACGACCACUCCCUCGACUACAAGGUCUGCUGCCAGCGUUGCAAGGCCCUCGCCUGCUCCUGGUGCCAAGGUUGAGGACUUCCCUGUCUCACCAUCUCAUGAGUUUUUGAAGUGGUUGAGCGAGUCCUUGAAAGGUCUCAACAGUAGUGUCAAUGUCGAGGAGAUUAUCUCCAUGCUCCUUUCGUUCUCCCUUGAUCCGGACCCAACAACAAUUGAGAUCAUCUCGGACACCAUCUACGCCAGCAGUACCACGCUCGACGGUCGUCGGUUUGCUGCUGAAUUUGUCUCCAGGCGCAAAGCAGAUGCAGCCAACCGCAAGGGCCCUAACGCAGCUAAAGGACCCACUAAGCCGAUUUCAAUCGCAGAAGUAGUGAAGGCGACGCCAAAGACUGCUCAAUCGGAAUGGGGAUUCAAGGUUGUAAACAAGAAGAAGAAGGGUGGAAGGUCAUAA
Coprinopsis cinerea okayama7#130 is the source of this 3453-nucleotide messenger RNA. RefSeq lists its product as hypothetical. The transcript is spliced from 6 exons. Gene Ontology annotation, molecular function: protein binding. The record is from RefSeq and is a predicted model, not a curated record. Bases 1 to 3453 code for a protein of 1150 amino acids. Lineage: Eukaryota; Fungi; Basidiomycota; Agaricomycetes; Agaricales; Psathyrellaceae.